AUGAAGCCUUUAAGGCUUCGUGGCUUCUUUGUGGCUGCUUUCUUCUUAGCAGCCACCGAAACGACUCAUGCACUCGAUUUGAGUACGACUGUUGUGUAUACGUCAUCUAGUUUCUGCACUGGAUCGACAAGCGGAACACCGGUACUUGUGACAGCUGUGCCGGAUUUAAGUAGCUUGUGUUCACCAAGCAUCGCGUGUACCGAAACUCCAGCGAGUAGCUCAUUAUUUCCAGCUACUGUCUGCUCCACUACGGAUGGUACUGCAACGGGAACUUUCAUACAAACGAAACUUCCAUCGCUGUUUGGCUCAAAUCCCUAUGUGGCUAUCGAGACUUACACUGCAUCAUCGGCUUGCGCUACAGCUACAGAUAUCACAGAUAUUAAAGUGUAUCUGGCAGACGGAAAGUGUCACAAGACCGAUACAGCUGCAAGCUACCGUGCGACACGAAAGGCAGAUGGGUCGGCUACCGUUCAGUCCUAUUCAGAUGCUUCGUGUACGACGACUUCAGGGUCACUUUUUAGUGUUACUGCUGGGCAGUCGGCCAAUUCUUGUGCAACGGGCUCAAGUGGUAUAGCUGACCAGAAAGUCUAUGGAAGCGGUACGACGCCGCUGUAUUUGACAACUACAUCGAAUUAUGAUUCGGCCGACCAGAAUUGUGUCUCCGGCGUCCCAUCGCUAGUUUCGAUAGCAGUUGCCAACGUUGACACUUGUACUGCAACUUCUACUUGCACGGGUAGCUCCGCUCCCUACACGGGGACCAAGUGUAAUAGUGUAUCUUCGUAUCGAACUGACAUGACGUCGGCAUUUGGAGUGAAUCCGUAUGUAAUCGUCGAAACGUAUAAUGCUGGAAAAUCUUGUGCCGCUGAUGAGCUGGCUAGCGUCCUGGUGUACCUGGCUGACGGUAAAUGCCACAAGACCAGUGGAUCGUCUAGCUAUCGCGCGACGCGGAAAACUGAUGGAUCUGCAACUGUUCAGCCUUAUUCGGAUGGAACUUGUAGCACUGCUGGGACGUUAUUUACUGUUACUGCCACACAAGCAACAUCCAAUGCGUGCGCUUCAGGUGCUAAUGGCAUCCUUGACACCAAAGUAUAUGGCGACAACGCAACACCACUUUAUUACACCUCUACGCUUAGCUAUGAUACCAGCACGUUGAGCUGUGUCUCAGGGGUUCCUUUGUUAGUUACGACGACGGCAGCUUAUGUUGACACCUCAUGUACGACGACAAGCAGUUGUACCGGUAGCAGUGCUCCCUACACAGGUACCAAAUGCAGUUCUGAAUCUACGUAUCGAAGCGAUAUAACAGCCGCAUUCGGUUCGAGUCCAUUUGUGAUUGUUGAACAAUAUAGCAGCGGCCAGUCGUGUGUCCAAUCAGCACUGACUAGCAUCACAUCGUACCUGGCUGACGGCAAAUGUUAUAAGUUGAGUGGAUCGACAAGUUACCGCGCUGCAAGAAAAGCAGACAGUUCGGCGUUCAUCCAGACAUACUCGGAUCUGACGUGUACAAAUCUCGGAUCGUCAAUUUCAAUUUCUGCGGCUGCUGGUGCGUCGAAUACGUGUGAUUCCGACAGAAAAGCGUAUGGAGGAAACACGACGCCGUUCUUUUUGACCUCCACAAUGAAUUAUGAUACUUUAGCGAACAGCUGUUCAUCAGGGGCUCCUUCUUUUGUUUCAAUAACGGUUGGCAAUUUUGACAACUGUGCGGCAACUUCCAGUUGUUCAGGAAGCUCUGCUCCAUACACGGGAACCAAGUGCAGUUCUGUUUCUUCUUACAAAAACGACCUUGCUACUGCGUUUGGUGUGAAUUCUUAUGUGAUUGUAGAAAAGUAUUCUGCUGGGCAAUCAUGUGCCGCUGGUUAUCUAUCUGAAAUUUUGGUCUACCUGGCAGACGGCAAGUGUCAUAAGAUCAGUGGAUCGUCUAGCUAUCGCGCGACGCGGAAAACUGAUGGGUCUGCAACCGUUCAGCCUUAUUCGGAUGGAACUUGUAGCACUGUUGGGACGUUAUUUACUGUUACUGCCACACAAGCAACAUCCAACUCGUGCGCAGCAAAUGCUAAUGGCAUCCUUGACACCAAAGGGUUCCGUUGUUAG
Plasmopara halstedii is the source of this 2088-nucleotide messenger RNA. RefSeq lists its product as uncharacterized. Lineage: Eukaryota; Oomycota; Peronosporomycetes; Peronosporales; Peronosporaceae. Bases 1 to 2088 code for a protein of 695 amino acids. The transcript is spliced from 2 exons. The record is from RefSeq and is a predicted model, not a curated record.